Trichophyton rubrum CBS 118892 is the source of this 1144-nucleotide messenger RNA. RefSeq lists its product as uncharacterized. The transcript has a single exon. The record is from RefSeq and is a predicted model, not a curated record. NCBI's taxonomy places the organism in Eukaryota, Fungi, Ascomycota, Eurotiomycetes, Onygenales, Arthrodermataceae. The coding region runs from base 235 to 1086 and encodes 283 amino acids.
AGUCUUUCCGCUGGCCAGAGCCUGAGCCAGCUUGCCGUCGACUUUGCCCUGCUCAAUGUCCGCAGUGGGGAUGAAGCCGUGGCUCAGGGGCAGAGUGCUGCGAAUCAUCCACUGGUUGCGAGCAGCAACAUAUAAUGCAGCACAACCACGGGGUACGAACAGCCAUUUGUGACAGCAGGUGACAAAGAAGUCAGGGUCAAGAGCAGCCAGGUCGAUCUUCAUGUGUCCAGCAGCAUGAGCGCCGUCGACAAAGCUCAUCACACCCUCUUUCCGACAAAGAGCAACCAGCCGUUCAAACGGGAGCCUGAUGGCGGGCGUGGACGAGAUGGUAUCAAAGAUACCCAGACGGGGACGACGCCCAGCAUCCCUGGAAGCCUGGAUGCCCUGUCUGAAGAGCUCUACAACCUCGUCGUCCUCGAGCGGGUAGUUGAGCUGGACCUGGCGGGUUCUGACCAGCCCCUGGCUCAACUCGCCGACGUAGCCAGUCAUCUUGCCCAAUGGCGCAAAGAUGAUGCUGACCUGGAUAAUCUCGUCAAGGCCGUCUUCGUUCCAGACGAAGUUACGCAUGAUGGUGUUGGAGGCCGUGGAGCCGUUGGCGACCAGCACGAUGUUGUCUGGGUCAGCGUUGAGCAGGUCUGCCACGGCCUCGCGCGACUUGUCCAACCAUGCAGGAAACUCGUAUUUGGAGAAAGAGCAGGGCCGACCCUCACAGCGUCUACGCAGCUCAUGAGCCUUGUUCAAGAUGGCUGUGGGCACGGUGCCAAAGGAGCCUAUCCUGUUGUCAGUCUAUACAUUCAUACGUCAUUGAUUGACUGGUUACUGGGCAGUACCGUUGUUGAGCUCGGUGUAAGUUGGGUCGAUGGAGAAGUGCUUGAGCAUUUCGCGUCCAAAGGGAGUUCGCUCAUAGCGAGAACGUGGUGGUUCGAUGCUACCCAUGACAGUGAUACGAUAGUCAAAAUGUUGUUGGAAAUGUUAUUAUUGUUGAUGUUGAUGUUGAUGAUUAUGAUGUUGGACGUUGGAUACAAUGGGAGAUACAGCUUGGUAGACAGACAGAUCGACGAUGGGCUUCAUCUCCAACCGUCCUGACAGCCCCCUUUAUAUGCCCGUUUCUCCAACUAGUUGCUCCAUCCACCGCCUUCCCCAG